This is a messenger RNA of Amoebophrya sp. A120, 7813 nucleotides long. The record is from the annotation of a GenBank genome assembly. Lineage: Eukaryota; Dinophyceae; Syndiniales; Amoebophryaceae.
GCUCAAAAAAGAUCAAGGUCGAGCGAUGGCUGCACCGAAAGAAAAGCGUCACUCACUUACACUUGGAACCAAUAAAUGAACAGGACCAGCAGGACCACAGGACCCCAAAUUGAUGUGUCGCAGAAACGAAAAAGACGCACGAGGUGCGGGAGCUAUGAUUUCUAGCGCUAAAGUGGACACCAGUGAGAAUCCGUGACUAGUUCUUUGAUUCGUGCUAUACGCGGAACGACUUCCAGUUCUAAAGUAUUAUCAGUGUGUGAAAUUCAAAUUUGCAGAGCUUCCUUGUUUAAGUUUAUGUCAAUGCCCUCUGAAAAUGAAAAUCAAAAUAUUGGCGAUUCCGUCGAGAUCGCACACUAGAAUCUAAUUCUUCGCAGAAGUGAAGAUCUUCUUGGCGUGAAAACCUUUCCUUGAAAUGACAAACACAAAACAACAGAACAGUGGCACGGUCUCUAUCAUGAUGUACAUUACGAAAAAUUUACCACAUACCCAUAAAAUUUUCGGAGGUUCUGACCAAAUCAAAACUCCAGGUGUUUAGGUAGAUACAUAAGGUUUUUUUUCUCGGGAUUAUAUUAUUAGUGAUAACGCUAAGGCUAACUUAAAGUUUGAAAUCGGCCACAGAAGAUCCCUUUUUUUUCCGCCAAGUUUUGCGGCCUUUUCGUUGACCCCUUCUUUAAGAAAAAAUUGAAAUUUGUUUUUCCACGACGAUCCUUUACAUGGUGUUAGACUGUGUGCUGCCUACAAAACGGUCCGCAUUGAAUACACUGCCGAUUAUACUGAGUACCCUUUCAUGAUCCCUUCUGACUUUUUAGUUCGUGAUCUUGUGAAUACAUUCGUUUCUACGACCCGAGUCUUGAUACCGGCUUGAUUUUCGGUUCCUGUCCCCGCUAUACUAGUAGAACACCGACAUUGACUUCGAUUUUUCUGUCCGUCUCAGAUUUUUUCCGCUCUGAGUAUCACCUUCUUACGCGAAAGACGUUUUUUAUCACAUUGACAUUUAACUUCUGGUUUUGUACCUCUCAGCGAUUACCCGAAACGCAAACAGCUCCUUGGAGACGGAGCUGUCAAAAGAUGAGCCAGCGAGUUUUUUCUUGACCGGCUGCCCUACAGAACUUCUUGGCGCGGAAGUAGGGAGGGAAGUGCGAUAAAGAUGAAGAACAAAAAGAACAGAUCGCCGACAGUUUUUGCCACCCUGAGAAACUAAGGAGUUUACACAGGACGAGACACCAUAAACACAGACGCCGCCAUGAGCGACGUGAUGGUGGUAGAAGACCAGACGGCGGCGGCUCCGGAUGGAGCCGCUGCCGCCCCCCCACCAACCGCGGAUCCUGGGGCGGGAUCAUUUGCGGAAAACGCUCCCAUUUCGGAAGAACAAGUGCGGAAGCAGAUCUCGGAUCUUAUCGAAGCAAAAACGCCAGUGGAGGAACUCAUAAAACUACCAGAGCCCGUGCGAGACAGCCUCGCGGCAGUGAAGGUACGGUGGAACGUGCUGUUAAUUUUUUUCGCAUGAAGCAUUUUUGUUCGGAUAAGUGGUGUUUGCACUGACUUACUUACAUACAUGCGCAAGAUGUGACUUUUGUUCCUCACAGGUCUAUAAUAUCUACAUCGUUUUUUUACCUUUUCCUUUUCCUACUUUUUUUUCGCAGGUGGUGAUGCCAGUCCUGGGCGACUAUGAUGAGGUCGAGCAGAAGAUGCUCAUUGAAAAUUUCGCUCCCUUGCGAAGCACGAUUUAUCGCACGAAAAAACUGUUACAGUUACACAUUGUGUUGCAGUCCAAGCAAGACAGAGAAGCUCUGUCAUGCAGGAUAUGCGUAGGAGCCUCGUUUCAUAGCUGUUUUCCCGUAGGACUUCUGCAUUGCAAGUUUUCUUGCUCAUGCAAAGAAAUUUGUGUUGCUAAAUUGACAACAAAUGUGUAACUGUAACACUUUUUUCUCACGAUACGAUUCUACCCGAGGCCAUUAACAUGAUCAUCGAGCGGCUGAUAUCCUGAGUAAAAGCGUCCCCACACCAGAGUUGUAAUGCAGAUUUGCAAAGACAGGAAGACUUGUAAUGCGCAUCCCCAUGAGAGCCAUUUCCAGUCGUGUUUUGGAAUUUGUGAUGCUGUGAACAGGAUGAGCAGAUGAAUCUGUGACGCGGCUGCUCUUGCUAGCCUGCACUACACUGCAUAGUGCAACUUGUCAUGCGUGACUCCUAAAACUCCUAGGUUUGUGUUGCAAAAUCCUCAUCUUGACUCUGGUGUGGGUACGUUUUUACUCAGGAUAGCUGAUCCUGUGGGUAUCCGAAGUUGAGCGGGGAAACCAAGAUGCGACGCAGCAAGCCAAGGAGCUCACGGACUUGUUCAAACAAAUUCACAGCUCGCCCCUGCUUCCCUGGCUCAAAAUGGAAGCAAGCAUGGAACGAAAGGUAUAGGACUAUAUACAAAUCUGGAGAUAUUACGAAUAGCAAUGAUGUGUUUAUUGUCCCUCACUUGCAGCAUGCGCCACGUAAGACCAACGACAUCGCGAUCCAUGGAUGCGAUCUGCGAUCGAGUCCUGUUCUUCCUACUACGCCGUAUUUUCUGUUUCCAGUUCUUGAUGCUUUAUAAAAAAUGACUUGCACAGAUCAAGUUUCUGUACGCCCUGGGUAGCUGCGUGGUGCUAGCACACGCCGAGGACCCACCGGAAGGCCCGAUGUCCGGCGCAUCGCUGCUUGAAUGCCGACGAAUCCUGAAAAAGUCCACGGUAGUACAGACCUGGUGCCAGAGACUACUCACCCCCUUUUUCUCUGUGCCCCAGAGGAGCAACACCUUCGUGCUCGAGACGUGGAUCAAAGCGCGGAAGGAACGAAGUUACAAGCUGUGGAAAAUGGCGCUCGAGGCGGUGAUGCAGCAACCGACCGCUAAGGAGGAAUUCAAAAAGCACUGCCUGACGCUCUUCGACCCCGAGGACAGGGCGGCGCUAGAGUACCACCAGCCGUAUCAGCACAACUUGAACUCGUUGAAAAGCGCGGUGCGACUCUACGGCGGCGAGCGGAACAUCGUCUUUCAGAAGUUCAAAAUUAUUGCCGAAAAGUUUUGCAAAGACGAGCCGGUCGCGGGGUUUUACGACACGUAUUUGGCAGACCUCCCAAUCUAUUCCGUCGAACUCGCUGCCUUUGCCAGGCUGAUGAUGCAGGUAGGGAUUUUUGUCUAUUGCUUCAUAUAAUUCUGAUUCUCUCUUUUCCAUAUUAUGGAAAAUCGAAAAGAUUCAACUUGUGCAGCACUUUGAGGUGGGACGAGAGGCUGGCUCUCAAUUUUCUAUUUCCACAAAACAGGUAAUCGACCGAAGAUCGGAGCUGUUUCAGAUAAUAGAUGGCGAGUACCUGAUCCUGAAGAAUCCGGGAAAAGAGGCGCUUCAAAGAGACAUAUUAGCGCCGCGGAUAGCAGCCCGGCAGGCGCAGCAGUACCAAGUGCCACCGUGGAUUCUCGAGACGCUCGCGAGCAAAGGUCUCCCUGAGCAGGCUUUCCGAGGGAAGGAUAAGGGCACACAGAAAUUGAUUGUCCAGCAGAUUCUGAAACUAAAGGGAAAACCAGAAAAUUACCUCGAGAUGACGCAAGCACAGGGAGACGGAAAAGGACCGGUAACAUCAUCUUUGCAUAAUUCCUUCAUUUUUACAUGUUGAUCAGAUUGCAUUCUCCUCAUCCACAGGCACGCAAAGAGCAGCUCUCAAACGAAAAUAAGCGGGAGAAAAAAAAUCUUCUACAGGUCACGGCCGAGCAAGCCUUUGCGUUGCAAAUCCGCAAGUUCGUGAUGGACAUGAAGGGGAAAGGAAACCACAAGGGCGUAAUGGAGUUGAAGGGCAAGCUCGAAUCGAAAGGCAAGAAUCUGAUGCAAAUCCUGCAAGCCUCGGCCGCCCAGCCGCAGGCGGCACCCGCGCAACCCCCCGCAGCCGCCGCUCCUCCCGCCGCAGCAGCGCCGGCCGCAAGCCCACCAGGUUCUGCGCCAGCAUCUUCCCCCCCACAAGGCAGUCCUGCGCAACAGGCAUCGGCACAGCAGGGAGAGCAGACACAAGCUGAAAAGGACCAGGCCAGGAAAGUUCAGGUAGGAACAAUGAGUUGCGGUGUAUGAUUUAUCUUUUCUUUUGCAUGAACGAUCGUCAAGGAACGAACGGGAACGCUUUUCAAAUGGAGUCUCAUGUCAAAUGAAUACCAAAAAGAAAAAGCGAAAUUCAAAGUCCUUUGUUAACGAGGAGCAAAAAUGCCGAAUGUUUUCUUCAUUUACACCCCUACACAGGUCGUCCUCGCGCUCCGCAACAAGGGCAAAAGCAAGGAGGAGAUUACCGCGGUCCUUCCAACCGUCCUGGGAAACGAGAACAUCGUGAACAUGCUGCUUGCCAACGCAGCUGCUGCUGGCAAAGGCGGACAGCCCGGCGGAUCAUCCUCCAGCACCGACCCAAAGGCAGGAGGAGCCGCGGCCGCGCCGCAGGGCAGCCCGGCCGGGACAUCCAGUAUUCUAGCAGGAACGAAGUUCCAAAUGAACCUCUCCGCCAAGGACUCCUCUGUUUCGGAGGGCAAUGUGCCAACGCCGGCCACGAACGGUGCGGUGCCACCAAUAAACAAUCCGCUCGCGAGCCCACCGAUGAACGGCGCACUGAACAACAACGGGGCCACAAGUGCAGUGCAGCAGCCCGCGAACCCGUACAGCAGCUACGGCGCUAGCGGGAUGCAGGCCGCGGGGAGCACGGCGCAGCCCGUGAGUGGCGCGGCAAAGCUUUCUGCGCUGUCCUCAUCGGGGUCGUCUGGCGACUUGAACAACAAAAACAAACCAAGUCUGGGCGCGGUAUUCGAGCUUCCGGGCACAGAAAACGCGAAUGAUACGAAGAAAAGCAAAGCGUCAAAUUGGCCGUUCCAGCAACAAGAGAAGGAGAAAGGGAAUAACAAAAAGGCGGAUGGCGUGCUGGGGUUCAGAAGAAAAAGAAAAAUUCAGUGGGACAAUGCAGCUUUCUUGAGAGCAAUAGUCGCAGCGGGGCUACAGGUAGAAAAAGAUGUGUUUUCGGUCAAUUUUCGUAAGCAUGUUGAGCGCUUGAAAAUGAUGGAACUCCACGCCAAGUUCUUAUCCUCAAGAUUGCAUCGGAAAUUACUAACUACCUCACUCACAGGCGGGCGACCACAACUGGUCGCGCGAGUGGCACACCGCUUGCGCGGCUCACGAGGGGGGUGGCAUGAUGCCCACCAGUGUCCUCGAUGUCCCGGUGGCCAUGCUCCAAACCUUUGUCGAGCGGCACCUGUUCGAGGCCUACCGGGCCGGCUGGGCGGACGAGAUUCUCUACCUCGGCCCCUCGGAACCGGACGACGCGCCACCGCCAAAAAAAGUCCUCGAGAACUACGCGGUGAACGGGGCGGCCGGCGGCGGUCAGCAGCAGCGGGUGUUCCGCGAGGUCAGUGACGACGACGGCUCGGAAGACAGCAAGCCCGGCGGGCAGAAAAAGAAAAAGCUCCCGCCACUUUCCGUGCUGGGGCUGGGUGGUCCCUCGCCCGAAGAGCCGGCGGCGAACGAGCAAGGCGGAGACGCCGCGGCCGCCGCUGCCAUGAACAUUGCCUACACGCAGGGCACAAACUCUUCCGGAGGAGCGGUCCCGCACAGAAGAGGGAUCGGCAUUCCGGGGAAGGGGCUGGGGCAGACCGGUAUGAUGAUCACGUUAGGGAGGCCAGAGCCGACGGGAAACACAGCGCCAACGGCCGCAAAUGCGCAAAUCACGUACAUGGAGGGGGCGAAUCAGACCGGGUACUAACUACCGAAAAUUUCAGCUUUUUUGUAUGACAAUGAGAUAUUUUGUGAAAAAUGAACACACCAGGAAAUGGGAAAAUGAAUUCUGGUAGGCAACUUGGUCGAGUUAUUUGUUUCAUACGAACACAAUGUGCUUUUUCGUUUUUCGCCACAGGUUCACCGACGAGCAGCCCCCGUUCCCCGGCUCUGCGGAAGAGGCGAACCUGGUUGAGAAAAGGAGAAGGACCCUCACCAAGCUGCGGCACCGGCGGGAGAAGCGACAGCGUGAGGCUGACGCCCCCGAAGACGAGGCGACCGGGAAAAAGAAGAGGAAAAAGCGAAUACACUUGACGAUGUUGGGAUUCUCCGACCAGGACGACCAUCAGGACUCCAGUACGGACGAGGAGGAGCUCUUCGGCGACGGACCAACUUACCAUUGGAAAACAAGAAUUUGUUACAGCUUCGACCACGGGCGGUGCGAAAAGGGCAAGUACUGCCACUAUGCGCAUACGGAAAAGGAACUGAAAACACCGGGACAAGCGAGGCAGGAAUGGGAAGAAAAACUGAAGAAGAGAGGCGUCAUACCGCCGCCGCUUAUGCCGCAAGGAUGUACAGCAUUUCUUAUUUUUGCUUGUUGACUUCUGUACCUGCAGUCGACUUCUAGUUGUGUUUUUUUUUGAUUUUGCAAGCGCGAGCCCAUAAUUUGCCCUGCAACUGCAUCUUUUACACUUCCUUUGCGAAGUCACAAACUUACACACACACAGCCCUGUCUGGCGCUCCGACUGGCGAGGGGCUCGUGACAAUAGAGCAGGCUAUGCACGGCUACGUGGAUCAUUGGGGAAGAGAUGCCAAGGGUCACAAGGGCCACAAAGGAUUCUAUGGAAAAGGUGAGAUUUUGUUUGUAAAUUUGUGAUGCCGAGAUGGACAAAAAACAGCUCUGCAGCUUAUGUACGUUAACAUGUUGCAAUAUGGAUUCAAAAGCUCCUCCAAUCUCCUCCUACACUGCUCAUCCUCAUUCUAUCACAGACCACCACAAGGGAUACGGAAAGAUGGACCACAAGGGCUUUCAUCACCACGGCAAGAAGGGCCCAAUGCACCUCCCAGACCACAAGGGUAUGCAUCUGCCAUUCGGCAUGCAACCGCCAGAACAGGAUCUCGGCUCCGCCUUCGCCCCGCACGACCCCUCGGCGCCCCCCAUGAUGCCAGGUGGUCCACCCGGUGCCAUGGGGCCCCCGCUGCUAAAGGGCGGUCCGGGUGCUGCUAUGGGUCCACCCGGGGCUGCAGCUGCUGUAGCAGGAGGCGCACCGGCCGAGGGCGCAGCUGCACCGAAGAAGGAGAAAAAAGAGAAGAAGGAAAAGAAAGAGAAAAAAGAAAAGAAAGAGAAAAAGAAAAAACGCGACAUCGACGACGAGGACCUGUAGCGCUAUUGGCCGCUUUGUUAUUCUUUAUGUUUUUAUUGAAAUAAACGCGCAAGAGUCAUGAAGAGCUCCACCAGGAGAAUGUUCCAAAACCAAAAUAUCGAAACGUUCAUUUUUACACACGACUAAGUAGCUUUCCUAGUUCCAACUCGAAUCUAUGGUUUACAUUACGUCCAAAACGAAUACAGGAAAAUCCUCGAAGGUCGCGCCCAAACGACUUCGAGAAAGAUCCAUCAAGCGAAAACGUAUACUCGAAAUCUGCAAUUUGAGCACUUCAACUUCCUUUGUUGUUUGUCCUCAAAACAAAAACGCAUUUUCGAAGCGAAAGCGACUGCGACUAAUGUAUCGACUUCCCUUGUAGUUAUCAAAUGGAAAUGCAGCGGCGAAGGACCGCAGCGCGCAUAACACCAUUACGAUUACUUUGUAUUUUGUAUCACGAUGCGCCGGACGCGGACGCGGACCGAGCGUGGGGAAGCGGAAGCACGUGCCUUCAUCUUGAAUGAUCUGUGGCCUUCGUUAAUGCACCCGCAUCCAAGAUGGCGCUCGUUUCAGGGGCUUGGUCGUGAUUCGCUCUCCGUGUUGACCUGUUUCUGUCCUGCGGCGAGAUGCACAGCAGCAGAGUUAUGGAAAGAUCAAACAUUAACGCACACAAAACACGUAACAUACAAAGCGAAU